This is a messenger RNA of Paramecium sonneborni, 1667 nucleotides long. NCBI's taxonomy places the organism in Eukaryota, Ciliophora, Oligohymenophorea, Peniculida, Parameciidae. The record is from the annotation of a GenBank genome assembly.
AUGAAAGCUGCAGAUCUUCAAGAACAAAAUUAAAUAGGUUGGCUAUUAAACUUGGUGGCAAAAUUUUCUCCAAAAGAAUUAGAAAGCUAAAAUUUAAAAUAAAUAGGAGAAGAAUAUAUGAAGAAAAUUUAAUAGAAUCCAUAAUUAUAAUCAGGAUCUGUGUUUUCAUAUGAUGCAUAAAAACAUGAAUUUUCAGAAAAAUUAUUCUACAUUUAUCCAAACAUCUUAAUUUGUUAAUUAGAUAAAAUAUAUACUCAUUUGAUUUUAAGCAAUUGCACAAUACAAAAAGAAUUAAUACAAUAUAAAGAGGCUAAAACUUAUGGAUUUAUAAUUUCUAAUAAUAUUGGAAAUACAUUUCUAUUUUUUUCAUAAUUUAUUUAAUAUAGAAAUUGGUAUAAAUUGAUGAAAUAAUAUUGUAAAUUAAAUGAUUUUUUUGGUAAAUACAAAUUAACUGAUAGAAUGCUUCCUGGUGUAUAUUAGUGUUAUAAAAAAAGUGUAUGAAUAUAAGUUUAAUAUAUAGAAUAAUGUUUAAUUUACUGUAUAAAUUUACAAAAUGGAAGAUUUUGAUUUAUGUCCUGAAAUAGAAGAAAUUGUACACAAUGAAAUCUAAUUGUUAAGAUCUGUUAAGCAUCAAAAUUUAUUAUAAUUAAGAAGAGUUUAUGAAGAUGAGUCUUACUUAUUUAUUUUAUUUGAGCAUUUUAAAGGUGAAUCACUUUACAACAUGAUUUAAAAAAAUCCUUUAAAUGAAGUUUAGAUUGCAUCAGUAUUUGAUUUUUGUUUAUCAAAUAGAUUAUCUACUAGAUACUGUAAACCUUAAAAUUUUUAGAUAAGCAUUAGUUCUAUCAUGGAAAUUUAAAUCCUCUAAAUAUAAUAAUCAACUAAAAUAAUCAACUCUUAUAAAUAUUUUUAAUUAAUUUAUCUUUUAAAGUAUUGUUGUUAUUUAUAAAUUAUAGCAAUAUAAAAUAAAUGAUAAACUUGAUUGGAUUCUGAAUAGAUAAAUAGAAGGUUUUAUAGCUCCAGAAUUUUUUAUAGGAUUUCCUCCAAAUAUAACAUCUGAUUUGUAUAGUUUAGGGGUCUUAUAAUAUUUUAUGGCUUUUCCAAAAUAAUUACCAAGUGAAAAAUAUUUUGAGUCAUUUGAGAUUGAUUCAAAUAAAAUAAAAAAAUUACUUGAAAUAAAAAUAUCAUAAGAAAAGGUUGUAUAGAUUUCAAGUUUAGAAUAGUAAAUCGAAAAAAAUGUAAGUUUGAGCGGAUUAGAUUUAUUGGUAAAAUUGUUAGAAUAAAACCCUAGUAUUAUAUCUAAAUCUAAACAUAAUAGGACAAAGAAUUUAAAUUUCAGAUAGUAUGAAACACCAUUGGUUUGUAAAUAUAAAGAGCAAGAUAAAAUAAUAGAAUGAUGUAAAAAAAAAAAAAGUAAUUUUACCUUCACUUAAAACUAUAAUUGAAUUAAGAUCUUAAAGCGAAUUAGAUUUAAAAAUUUAAUCUUAAUAAUCUAAUAUUAGAAGAUAAUCAAGAUUGGCAACGAAUUUAGGAGAAGAUUUUGAUUUGGGUAAAUAAUAAAAGUACUUAAGUUAGUUCCUGAUGAGGGACAUCCUUUAUAAUAAAUAGCAGAAUUAGAUUUUUGUUAACUGUUAAGAGGCAGUACUUAAUCUAGAAAAAUAUAACUUUGA